UAUGACCGGAAACACUAAGCUUUACUUCUAAACUCUAAAUCAACAACUUCCGGUUUUUCUCCUGACUUGACUCUCCUGUAGUUCCAGUUCGUUUGCAGCUUGAACUUCAUGUGUUAAACUCUUGAUCACCCAGAUUUAGGAGAUUAUGAGGUUUGGGCGACGGACAGCUCGAAAACAGACUAUGUCCGUUUUCUUAACGUGUUGCUCGGGAUUUACAGAUUGUAAAAGUCGUCAAUUCAUUCUUUAGUUGACCUCGAAUGAGGCUAGUAGGACCGACCAACACGCAACUUUGAGCCCCAGCGUCCAUCGUUGGUGGAACGGAGACUCGUCUUCGUACCUCGCCGUUCGAAGAACCCUCAAAUAAAUUAGGUUUUUACAUCUUAUAAUCUGACUUAGUCAUGUAUACCCGGACAAUGCUUAAGGUAUGCCUGCGGAAAGCUCUCUGGCCGACUGUACAGAAGUUACCGUCGGGACUGAGGCAGUCUCCAGCACCGGCGGUUGUGGCGCUGAGACUCCCGGGGACAACGCGACACUCGCCGUGCUGCUGGAUGGGAACACAUAGGAGAAACGAGCCCAGGGAGCCGCUCAACUCCCCCAAAAGGGCCAAAGAGUUCAUCUAUCGCCUACACCCGAAUGAGAGGACAUGUUUACUACAGGAGCUUCAGAUUUUCGAGUCCAAAGCAAUCGCCCAAGAGACUCUGGAGCCGUCACCGCCGACUGCAGCCCAGAUCAGAUAUGUUUUAUUCCACAACGCUGUCCCCUUUAUCGGGUUUGGUUUCCUGGAUAACGCCAUCAUGAUUGCAGCAGGAACGCAGAUUGAACUCUCCAUCGGAGUCACUCUGGGGAUCUCCACCAUGGCUGCCGCUGCUCUGGGGAACCUGGUUUCAGAUCUGGCAGGUCUUGGUCUGGCAGGUUAUGUGGAGGCUCUGGCUUCCAGACUGGGGAUGCAAGUUCCUGAUCUGACACCCCAGCAGGCGGAUAUGUGGCAGACCAGGCUCAGCUCUCACAUGGGGAAAGCCAUCGGCAUCACCAUCGGCUGUAUUUUGGGAAUGUUCCCGCUGCUUUUCUUGAGCGAUGAUGAGGAGGAGAAGGAGAACAGGGCAAAAGCUCAGCCCCGCAGUGACGCAGCAUCACACUCCUAACAAUCCACCACAUCUCUAACUGGAUUCUGCUUCAUCUCCACAUUACAAAGGAUUCCUUUAACAAUAGAUUCCUUGUCAGGCGACUCAGGUGGCUUUCACAAUCUGGCUCCUCUUGAAUACAAACACAGCAGUAUUACGGAAUAAUUCUUUUUGAUUAUUGCCAUUUAUUUAUGUUCAGGAAAGAUCAGUCUGCAUCAUGAGAUCCUGUUCCUUAUUGAUUUUUCUAUCAGCUUCUUCAAGAUGGAUUGUUGGCAUUCAAAGAAACACUAAAGCAAUUUUUUGGUUCCCUCAAUCCACAGUCUGUUACCUAAGACAUUUUAUUUUAAAGCAUCAUGUUUAUUAUGAAACUGAUUCAAUCCUAGUUGUUUGAUCACAGUGUACCUCCUUUAUUAAAAUAAUUUAUUAGUGUCAGCAUGAAUUAUCUAAAGUCCCUGGCUUCAUUCGAUUGUUUUCAUUUUAAAAUUAAUCAGAUAAAAGCUAAUGAUGUCAUGAUGAAUGUUAGGAGGCUAGAUUGCAGUUUUUAUUUUCAUUAGAUCCAUUACAGAACUUGAUUCAGCUGAUUUCUAUGAAGGAGAACCAUAACAUCCUUUCCAAUUUCAAAAAAAAAAAGGGGAACAAGGUGGAACUACAUGAAUUUUCUAGUUCGUUUUUUGAUAACUGGUUUAGUUGCUGAACAACUCUAGAGGUUGUUUAGUGUGGUUAGCCUUUUUUCUGGAUGACCCUGACUUGCAGUUAGCUAACUUCAAGCAGCAUAACUGGUAAGCAGCUGACUUCAGGUUAGUUAGCUCAAAUAAUGAAUCAGCUAAGAUCAGCUUGUUCUUACAGUUACUCAGUAGAAAGUGGAAUAACUAAAAGGUAAACCAUUCUGCACAACAAACAUUGUAACACUACUAUAUUUAUUAUUUUCUUAUAUCCAUGUGCCAAAAUCAAAAUAUCAAUAACAAUACCAAAUAUAACCUUAGUAUAAUCAUAUUUGUAAUAGGAAUAUUUGCAGCGUUACUGAUUUAAUUAAAGUAAUUAAAUCAUAUAUAUGUAUACUUUUAGAUAUUUUACUGAAGGUUAUUAUACCAUGUCAAUCUCUAAGACCAUGACUAUGGUUUCACAACGGUCUUACUACAUCACUGAUUUAGUUUUCAGUUGAGACCUUUGUUGUCUUUUUUGUGACUGGACAUUUUUCCAAGCAGAUUUCAGGGUUUCUUCAGUCAGAUAACAAGCAGUGAAAAACAACAAGUGGAGGAGGGGCAGUGUUUUGUAACUUUACUUUUGCUUCAUACAAGGGGGAAAAACUGGUCAUUCUUUCUGUCUAUUUGGCAUCUCAUUAUCAUGACUUUACAAUUUAGGGACAGAUUUGAAAAUGUAACUUUUUUAAAAACAACUCGUUAAUCGUCAUAACAAUAACCAGCACAUGUCUGCUGAAUUCAUGCAUCCCCAACAAUAAGGAGAGCACAUGUGAUUUAUUUGUCUUUUCCAGUUCCCAGUAUGAUAUUUGUGUUAUGCAGUGAGGUGAUCUGAUUUUAUACUUAUAAGAAAUAAAAAUGCAAGAAUAUUAUUUUCAUUUUUUUGUUUCUUUUCAUAUUAAUUAAGUGUUUGUCGCUCAAAAAGCACAAAAGCCUCUUGUGAAAGCUGCCUGAGAAGAAGCACUCACCUGGAACCGAGUCUUCCUCUUUCCAAUUAUUCCUCACAAAGGGAGGAUCAACAGCUAAAUGUCCUUUGGACUGAAACUGGUCAGUUCUCAUUGUCAGUAGGUACCGACUGAAAGCAGAAGAUUAACCCAUUCUCAUGUUUAUAAUUUUAUUCGCCAACUAUCAUGACCCUUUUUCCACUCCAAAUAACUUAAUAAAAGCACAUUUAGAAAAUUUAUUUUUGUCAUGAAUAGACACUUUAUACUUUUGAAAAACUUCAUCUCAAACACUAUUUAUUUGUGAAGAUGGUAAUCGUUACUUCAGUGGCAAACUCGUAAUAGCCACUGUAGAUGCAUAUGAAAAGUCUUGUGCAACUUCAACCUUUGAUAAAAUAAAGAUGAAACAGAUUUAAUGUUGUCUGCUACCUCGAGGAGUAAUGUUGUUUCUGCAUGAAGAGCUGAUGUAGCUGCAUAUUCUAAUUUAUACCAGAUAUGUUUUCCUUUUCAGUUUGAUAAGAAAGGAUCCUUGGAGGUUUUCUAUGGCUUGAUAUCAGGAAACAUUCAGUAGUAGGACACACUUAGAGACUGAAGUUUUUUUUCUUUUUUCUGUUUUUAAGGUUGUUUUGUAUCAGCUUCUUUUCUUUUGUGUUCGUCUCCUUUCUUUCCUACAUGCGCUCAACUUGAGACCCACCAUCUGUGUAUUUUAGCUCUUUGGAAGUGAUCACAGAGGAAGCUCCAGAUGGUUGAGAUUUUUAUUUCCAAAACCGUUCAUGCAAUGAAAAAAAAAAACAGCACAGAGAUUUCUACAUCUCCCCUUUUGUUUCUGUCUGUUUUUUUGAUGUCUUGUAUAACACAUCAGCAGAACUUCAAGGUGCUAAUAGACAAAACUGAAAACAUGUUUUUCAUUCUUUGUUUUCAUGUUCUGUUUUAAAAACUAAUUUUUUAAAACAGAAUUGAUUUAAUUUGUCUGAGGAACAAAUUUGGAGGUGAAAGCCAAACUAAUCAUAGCUUUAAUAGCUCAAAAACCUUUUUGAUCUAAUUUAUUGAAAUGCACCUGAAAGAAAAGACACAUGUUAAGUGACGUAAGUGGAAAAAAUCCCUUUUCAUUAAAUUAAUAUAGUUGAUUGUGGAAUAGUUGGUGUGAACUACUCUUUAGUUUAUGCAGAUGUUUUUUUUUUUUUUUUUGAUGCAGGCAUGCAACAAA
Messenger RNA from Gambusia affinis (western mosquitofish), 3967 nucleotides. It is a transcript of the gene tmem65, whose product is annotated as transmembrane protein 65. The transcript is spliced from 7 exons. The coding region runs from base 399 to 1142 and encodes 247 amino acids. The record is from RefSeq and is a predicted model, not a curated record. Gene Ontology annotation, cellular component: mitochondrion. Gene Ontology annotation, biological process: cardiac ventricle development; regulation of cardiac conduction. NCBI's taxonomy places the organism in Eukaryota, Metazoa, Chordata, Actinopteri, Cyprinodontiformes, Poeciliidae.